GAAAGAAGACACUCAAACAUUCCCCGAGGAAAUUAUUGUCACCAACAGGAAUGUUGGAGUUGGCCAAACUAAAAGAACAGACCAAGAUGGAUCGACAGAAGAUUGAACACCUCGAGGACCGCAUUAAAUACCUGGAAGAGGUCAACAGUGAGCUAAAAAACGACAAGGAAUUCCUGCUUUCACAAAUGAAGGGAGCCCCCAGUGCACCUGCAUCUACUGGAAAGUCAGGUUUCAGAAAGACUGCUCACAUUCCUUCUUCAUCUUCACCUUCAAUGUCUCCAUCCCCCUCCUCUUCAUCCUCAGACUUCAGCUCCUCAUCAUCCUCAGAAGAGGAGCAGCAGAAGAAGAAAAAGAAAAAGUCAAAAAAAAUACACUGACUCACACAGCCGUUCACGAAGUAA
This is a messenger RNA of Cyprinus carpio (common carp), 401 nucleotides long. RefSeq lists its product as uncharacterized. The record is from RefSeq and is a predicted model, not a curated record. Lineage: Eukaryota; Metazoa; Chordata; Actinopteri; Cypriniformes; Cyprinidae.